Messenger RNA from Cornus florida, 408 nucleotides. RefSeq lists its product as uncharacterized. Gene Ontology annotation, molecular function: zinc ion binding; nucleic acid binding. The coding region runs from base 1 to 408 and encodes 135 amino acids. The transcript is spliced from 2 exons. The record is from RefSeq and is a predicted model, not a curated record. Lineage: Eukaryota; Viridiplantae; Streptophyta; Magnoliopsida; Cornales; Cornaceae.
AUGCCUCCGAAGAGACGUAGAGAGGCAGAUGAUGGUGGGGAGCAGAACGAGCUCUUUGAUUGGGAUUCUUUGGUUAAGAAUUUGGUUGAGGCCAUGACAAACUUUGUACAUGCGAUAGUCAGAGAGACUCAGAGGUCGAUUGUACAGUCGGAGAGAAAUGUGGUUACGGAGAGACAGGGAGAUGGGGUCGAGAGGGUUUGUUAUAGGUGCAAGCAGACAGGUCAUUUAAAAGCAGAGUGCCCUUGGAGUCGGCCUAGUUUUGGGGUUUGUUUUAAAUGUGGUCAGCCUUAUCAUAGGAAGAAGUAUUGUCCUAAGAAAGGUGGAGCUCCAGUUGGUGGGGUAGGUUCAGGGCAAGGACUAACUCGACCUUCAGUAUCACAGUUUGGUGUUCAGCUUGGAGAGUUAUAG